Molecule: messenger RNA, 2345 nt
Organism: Neomonachus schauinslandi (Hawaiian monk seal)
Lineage: Eukaryota; Metazoa; Chordata; Mammalia; Carnivora; Phocidae
Gene: CAPS
Product: calcyphosine
Exons: 4
Coding region: 1208-1777 (189 amino acids)
Cellular component (GO): vesicle
Molecular function (GO): calcium ion binding
Source: RefSeq, a predicted model, not a curated record
GAGGGGUUACUGUUAACAUUCUGAUUCUCUUCAAGAUGAGGAGAUGCCAAAACAGAGUUACAAUAACUAUGGUUAUAUUUUACACUUUUCUAUGGAAAAAACUGAUUUUUGUAAUCCUCAUGAAAAACACAAUGGAGUAGUUCUCUGCCUACUCGAAAAGUUAUGGACUGCAGUGAGCCGCCAGAAUGUCACUGCAGUUUCUCCUAACACUGACAGUGUCUAAGUCCAGGCUUUGGAAAGCCUCUGGUGACCUCUGGGUCUCUGCAGCAGAUGGGUCCCCAAACGGGGCCCACGUUUCAGGCCCUGGGAAAUCCAGCGUCAUUUUCAAUCCUGUCGUUCGGUGUAACGCUUAGUCGAUGUCUUGAUCAGAGGCCUUCUGUGAUGAUGGCCUCGGUGCUUCUUGGAUGGCGUCGGGGGCCAGGGCCACUUCUUCGCUUGGUACUGCAGUCCCCUGGCUCCCCCAGCUUGUUAGGAGCAAAACCACCAAGUGUUUGAGAACUGAGAAACCAACCACCGAAAGACCCACAUCGACAGAAAUCCCACACUGGCCCCUGAAUAACUACCAGGAGCUGCUUUGUCUGACUUAAUGCUGAAACAGUCUGUAAGACUGCUGCGUCCUGGCUCAGCCACACUGGUCUGAACACCAGGCAAGGGGACCCGUGGAGCCCAGGGAGGAACUGGGUCUUAAGCCUCCUCGGCAUGGCCUUGCCUCUCUCCGUCAGGGACACUCUGGCCAUUUAGGGUUGUCGCCCACCCCUCCUUCUUGUGGCCAGGAAGGGGACCACCGCCAAUCCCCAUCUGGGUCUGGCUCUAUCCCAGACCUGGGCACUGUGAGGCUGGGAGUGAGCAGGGCAGAGGGUGGGCAGUGGCGCCAGCAAAACCACUGGCCUGUCCCUCUCGGCCCUGCCCCCCUGCCCCCCGGGGCUGUGAGGCACUGGCACAGUGUGGGUUACGGCUGGGGCCCCUCCCAGUCUCCUGAGCCACCAUCCCUUAGCAACGGGCCUGCUGGGCAGGACGCGCUGCCAAUGCUGGGCAGAGUGGGCAGGAGCCAGAGGAGUGGCUGUCUGGACUCCAGUAUAGUUGAAGGCCAGGUGAGCAGGUAGCUGGCCAGGACAGGCUUGCGGCACCGGACCACAGCCUGGUCAGCCGAGUCGGAGUCCUUCCUCGAACUCUCCUCCAGCCAGUUGCCCAGCCAGUCUGACCCGGCAUGGAUGCUGCGGACGCCACUGUGGAGAAGCUCCGGGCACAGUGCCUGUCCCGAGGGGCCUUGGGCAUCCAGGGCCUGGCCAGGUUUUUCCGCCGCCUGGACCGGGACAGGAGCCAAUCCCUGGACUCGGGGGAACUCCAGCGGGGCCUGGCUGAGCUGGGGCUGGUGCUGGACACUGCCGAAGCGGAGGGCGUGUGCAGGCGCUGGGACCGUGAUGGCAGCGGAAUGCUGGACCUGGAGGAGUUCCUGAGGGCCCUGCGGCCCCCCAUGUCCCAGGCCCGGGAGGAGGUCAUUGCAGCUGCGUUUGCCAAGUUGGACCGCAGCGGGGAUGGUGUGGUGACCGUGGAUGACCUCCGGGGGGUGUACAGUGGCCGCGCCCACCCCAAGGUGCGAAGUGGGGAGUGGACCGAGGAGGAGGUGCUCUGCCGCUUCCUGGACAACUUUGACUCCUCUGAGAAGGACGGGCAGGUCACGCUGGCUGAAUUCCAGGACUACUACAGCGGCGUGAGUGCCUCCGUGGACACAGACGAGGAGUUUGUGGCCAUGAUGACCAGCGCCUGGCAGCUGUGAGCUGUGCACACUUGCUCAGCCAGCCCUGCCCCCGUAGCGUAGGACCCCCACCCUGGCCCCCCCGAACCAGGUCCUCUCUCACCUGGGCUUCCAGCCAGGCAGCCCCUGAGGUGGAGGCCCCAGGACUGGCUGGAUCAGGUCUCCGAGGACCCGGCUUGGCCACCAGGUACAAGUGGGACAAAGUUUCCAAGGAUGGGUCACUGGUUCAGGACCCCAGGGAGCAAGGCCCUCCCUGUCCAUUCUGUGCAGACUCCCCUCCCCCCUCCCCCCAGGAGCCACUGUUGGCAGGGAAGCAAACAGCUCUUCUGUGAAGCAAAGCUCAGCAGGGAGGCGGCCAGUCUUGGAAGGCAGCCAAGUUUGGUCACCUGCCCGGAUGUGGAGUGUGGGGCAGGGGCCAGGGGCCCGCAGACAGGCCAGGUGGCUCUGGGACGUGGAGGCUGUUCCUGGCCAGUCUGUCUGGCUUCCUGAGGCCCCUGGGGCAUGCAGGAGGCCAGGGUUUUAGUUAAAAGUUUUAAUGUAGUUCCCAAAUACAUUUCAUAUGACAAUCUUACAUAAAUGUUCCAAAACA